Molecule: messenger RNA, 725 nt
Organism: Dentiscutata heterogama
Lineage: Eukaryota; Fungi; Glomeromycota; Glomeromycetes; Diversisporales; Gigasporaceae
Source: the annotation of a GenBank genome assembly
GUGGACUUUUUGCUGGCCCAGUUGUUAAUAAAAUUGGUCCAUCUUUAUCUUUGGCUCUCGGUGGUUUAACUUAUGCAUUAUAUUCGGGUUCGCUCUUAUAUUAUAAUCAUCAACAACAUGAUACUUUUCCUAUAGUUUCAGGCGCAAUUCUUGGAUUAGGCGCUGCACUACUGUGGACAGGUCAAGGUGCAAUUAUGUUAUCAUAUCCAACUGAAUCUGAUAAAGGGAAAUACAUUGGAAUAUUUUGGGUGAUUUUUAAUCUCGGUGGUGUUCUUGGUUCUAUUGUCCCAAUUGCUCUUAAUUGGAAUUCAAAAGCGGGAUCUGUUAACGAUGGAACCUACAUUGGUUUCAUGGUUCUUAUGGGACUUGGUUCUUUGUUAGCUUUGCUUUUACUUCCACCGGAUAAAGUUGUUCAUGAUGAUGGUCGCCCUAUUAUUAUUCAAAAAUUUCCUAAUUGGGCUGAAGAAAUUACCGGCGUUUUAAAAAUUUUCAUAGAUUGGAAAAUGCUUUUACUUUUUCCUAUGUUUAUUGCCAGUAAUUGGUUUUACGCGUAUCAGUUUAAUGGUGUAAAUGCAUUUUAUUUUAACAUUCGUACAAGACCAUUUAAUUCUUUAUGGUAUUGGACUGCUCAAAUUGUUGGUGCCUUUUUGUUUGGUAAACUUCUUGACUGGCCAAAAUUCGGAAGAAAAGGUCGUGGACUUAUAGGACUUGCCGUUCUUAUGGUA